GCUAUUUGGAGCGGAGAGUGAAAGUUACAGUUCCUGGUGCUGGUAGGGAGUGUGGCGCGGAGCGGAGCGCUGCGGCUCAUCGGAACCACAAUGGAGCCAUAGCAGAGCCGGGCGUGGGGGCAAGGGCAGUGGGCUGCUGGCAUUCGCUAUGGAGGAGGACUGGGACACGGAGCUGGAGCAGGAGGCGGCAGCGGCUUCCCAGGGGCGUUCUGAGGAGCAGGCGUGGAUGGCUAACUCUGGCAGACCAAACAGCCCAUCCCUCCGCUUCUCCAGCAGACCAAGCAGCCCCUUGUCUGGCUUCCCAGGCAGACCAAACAGCCCCUUCUUUGGCUUUAGUCAGAAUAAAGGCUCACUUGGUGCUAAUGAAGGACUUAACAGAAGUCUGCCUGUGCAGCAUGACAUUGGAGGAUAUUCUGGGAGCAGAGAGUCUGUUGUACGUCCAAACAGAGAAGAUCAACCAGUGACUAGAUUUGGUAGAGGGAGGAGUUCUGGAAGCAGAGAUUUUCAAGAGAGGAACUCUGCAAAUGAUCCUGGUAUGCAAGAUCAAGGUUUUAGAAGAGUUCCUGGCAUCUUUGGGCAAAGCAAGUGUUUUAACAGUGAGGAAAGAAAUAGUCCUCUGCGUGGCAGCCCUUUUGCCCCAGGAGGAAGAGGAGCAGUUGGAGGUCCUGCAGGAGUUCUCAAAGGACGCUCUGAAGAAAUUGAUUCUGGAAGAGGUCCAAAGGUGACUUAUGUCCCCCCUCCUCCACCUGAAGAUGAACAGUCCAUCUUUGCAUGUUAUCAGUCAGGAAUUAAUUUUGACAAGUAUGAUGAAUGUGCUGUUGAGAUGUCAGGACUUGACCCUCCAGCACCAUUACUGGCUUUUGAAGAAGCUAACUUUGCUCAGACUUUAAGGAAGAAUAUAUCUAAAACUGGAUAUUCAAAACUUACUCCAGUGCAGAAGCACAGCAUUCCUGUUAUACAAGCAGGGCGGGAUUUAAUGUCAUGUGCCCAGACAGGAUCAGGAAAAACAGCAGCUUUUCUUCUACCAAUUGUGGACCGGAUGAUGAAAGAUGGUGUAACUGCAAGUGCCUUCCAAAAGCAGCAAGAACCACAAUGCAUUAUUGUUGCACCAACUAGAGAACUGAUAAAUCAGAUCUUCUUAGAAGCAAGGAAGUUUGUGUAUGGGACUUGUAUAAGGCCUGUUGUGAUCUAUGGAGGUACACAGACAGGUCAUUCAAUCCGUCAAAUAAUGCAAGGCUGUAAUAUAUUAUGUGCCACUCCUGGAAGGCUUCUUGACAUUAUUGAAAAAGGGAAGAUCAGUUUGGUGGAGGUGAAAUAUUUGGUACUAGAUGAAGCAGACCGCAUGCUCGAUAUGGGUUUUGGAUUAGAUAUGAAGAAGCUGAUUUCUUAUCCAGAAAUGCCAUCUAAAGACAGACGUCAAACAUUAAUGUUUAGUGCCACUUUUCCUGAGGAAGUUCAAAGGCUGGCUGGUGAAUUUUUGAAAACAGACUAUAUAUUUCUUGUUAUUGGAAAUACCUGUGGAGCCUGCAGUGAUGUUCAGCAAAAUAUUCUUCAGGUUCCCCGGUUAUCCAAGAGGGAUAAACUAAUAGAAAUUCUACAAAGCACAGGUGGUGAACGAACCAUGGUGUUUGUGGACACAAAGAAAAAAGCAGAUUACCUUGCAGCCUUUCUUUGUCAAGAGAACCUACCAUCCACCAGCAUUCAUGGAGAUAGGGAACAGAGAGAGAGAGAGAUAGCUCUUCGCGAUUUCCGUUCUGGAAAAUGUCAAAUUCUUGUGGCAACUUCGGUAGCAUCAAGAGGCCUGGAUAUUGAAAAUGUUCAACAUGUUAUUAAUUUUGAUCUCCCUAACACCAUUGAAGAUUAUGUACAUCGAAUUGGACGAACUGGUCGUUGUGGAAAUACUGGCAAAGCAGUUUCAUUCUUUGAUGAUCAGUCAGAUGGCCAUCUUGUACAAUCUCUACUUAAAGUGCUUUCAGAAGCCCAGCAGGAAGUUCCGGUUUGGUUGGAAGAAAUGGCUGUCCAAAGAACAAAUAUUGUUGCUUCACUUGGUGCCCAAAGGAAUAAUGCAGGCCGUGGCAGAAUGAACCCAAGAGAAAUGAGGAUGUCAUAUUCUGAAACAACAUUUAAGUCAUGGGAGUAAAGCAAAUUUAGCACUAAACUCUGUUGUAUUCUGUUGUGGUUUAAGUGAACUGUUGCAGUUAAUGUUUAAUUACUGUUAAGUUUUAUGAAAUGCUUUGUGUUUACAAGCUACCUUGUAUCUCAUGAUGGCGCUUUCAACAAUGAAAAAGGAACCCAUCGUUGAUUCUCACUCAGUGUAGGAAGGCAAAAGCCAUUUUCAGGAAAAAAAAGCCUGAAACUAAGUGUUAAAUGUUUCAGUCAGUAGGUGUUUACUGAUGCUUAUAUGUUACUACAAAUAAUGUGUUGCUAUAAAAGAGUGAGUUGUCAUCCCUGUUUUGCUUGCAAGUGGAAAAUAGCAUAUCACUUGAACUUAAUACUUUGUUAUUAAAAUUCAGUUAAAUUGCAACUUGGAAGCAGUGUAUGUAUUCAGUGCCCUGGACAGCAUGACUCCUUUUCUUGACAAUUUUCCGCAGGAUUUGUGUAUCCAUUAUGACUUCAGGUCAGAAGCUUGGGGUCAUCUUGAUUUGCUAGCUGUAGGAAAUACGUAUGAGUAGUAAUUUCUGGAGGGAGAUGUACACUUGAAGUCUUCCGUGUCUAUGAAAAGCAACCAGAGUAACUGCAGUCAUGGGUCAUCUGUAUCCUAAGAAAAAGCCUUCGAAGGGGGCUGACUUAUCCUUGUUUCGAGGAUCACUUCAAUCACAGGGUGCUUUUUGCUUUGCCUCCUGUCUUAUACCUGUUUGGUUGGGGAGUAUCAGGAUGAGUUGUGUAACUGACUAAAGAGGUAUUCUGGAUCUGUUGUAGGCUUGCAUUUUAUUUGUAGCUUGUAAAAUAAUUCUUAUCAUAGUUUUCCUACAUUUCGUACAUUUCAUUGCGUUCUGUACAAUUCAUCAAAUAAAGCAUCUCAAAUGUUUUCUACUAGAAA
Molecule: messenger RNA, 3040 nt
Organism: Gallus gallus (chicken)
Lineage: Eukaryota; Metazoa; Chordata; Aves; Galliformes; Phasianidae
Gene: DDX4
Product: DEAD-box helicase 4
Exons: 18
Coding region: 149-2140 (663 amino acids)
Biological process (GO): cell differentiation; gamete generation
Cellular component (GO): nucleus; P granule
Molecular function (GO): RNA binding; RNA helicase activity; ATP binding
Source: RefSeq, a predicted model, not a curated record